AUGGCGUUCAAUUUGGGAUUUAUUGGCGGUGGAAAUAUGUCUACAGCUAUAGUUAGUGGGAUUAUAAAUAAAGAUGGACACCCUGCUGCAAAUAUUUGGGUUUCUGGCCCUCGUCUUGAAAAUCUUAAACACUGGCAAGAUAAAGGAGCAAACAUCACAAAUAAAAAUGGAGACAUUUUUAGCAGAUGUGAUUAUGUUUUUCUAGGUGUAAAACCUUUCUUAUUGGAGAAAUCUUUGAGGGGUAUUGUUGAGACACUGCCAGAAGGUGUUAGUAGGAACAAUGUGCUUAUUAUUUCUAUGUUGGCUGGAGUCACUAUUGAAAAAUUACAGCAGGUAAUCAAAAUGUACAAACUUCUAAAUGGCACCAAAGUAGUAAGAAUCAUGCCUAAUGUUCCUAUGGCAACGGGUUCCGGUGCAUGCUUGAUCACAUGUGGUGAUGGGGUCAAUGAUGAGCAAAAACUUCAAGUAACAAAAUUACUCAAAUUCUGUGGUCAUUGUGAAGAAGUACCAGAGCCCUUGAUGAAUAAUUUGGGUGUGUUGACAGCCUGUGGUCCAGCUUAUAUUUUCAUCAUCAUAGAAGCAUUAGCUGAUGGUGCUGUAAAACAGGGUGUACCAAGAGAUUUGGCUUUACGUUUUGCGGCUCAAAUGGUUAUGGGAAGUGCACAUUUAGUGCUUGGCUCUGGGAAACAUCCUGCUCAACUCAAAGAUGAAGUGUGUUCACCUGGUGGCACUACAAUUUGUGGAAUAAGUGUGCUUGAAGAUGGAAAAAUUAGAUCAACAUUGAUUAAUGCUGUAGAGGCAUCAGUUAACAAGACCAAGAGCUUCGAGACAGCUUGUUCACGUAAUUAA
This is a messenger RNA of Chilo suppressalis (striped riceborer), 849 nucleotides long. Lineage: Eukaryota; Metazoa; Arthropoda; Insecta; Lepidoptera; Crambidae. The record is from the annotation of a GenBank genome assembly.